CUCAGUGACAGCAGUCUGACUUAGUUGUCGUUCACUGUGUGCUGGAACAAACACGGAUGGACCCACACGUUAACUUUUUAUGAAGAUAUCACUGUAACUUAAUUCGCUGAAUCACCAUGAAGGCCCAGGACUGGUUUAUUGUCACCUGCUGCCUCUGUGCCCUGAGCGCAAUCGCAGGUGCAACAGAAGCAGAAAAUCAGCUGAUGAAGAAACUGUUUUCUUCAUACAAUAUUAAAGUGCGUCCUGCAAGGAGCCCAGAGGAAAGAGUCGUUGUGAGGAUAGGCAUGACCCUUUCAUCAUUCGUCAGCCUGAACAUGAAAGAUGAGGAGAUGAACACUAUUGUUAUUAUGAACUUGGAGUGGAAUGAUUAUCGCCUGUCCUGGAACCCAAAAGAUCAUGGGAAAAUUGAUGUGUUGCGCAUCCCAUCUGGAAAAUUGUGGCUUCCUGAUAUUGUUCUCAUUAAUAACAAUGAUGGCGUAUUUGGUGUAGCUCUACAGGUCCACGUGCAGGUCUACAGUAACGGCCGUGUGACGUGGACUCCACCAGCUCUUUUCAAGAGUUCCUGCGGGGUAAAGGUGACAUACUUUCCUUUCGACUGGCAAAAUUGCACCAUGGUUUUCCACUCGUAUACAUAUGAUUCCUCAGAAGUGGAUCUGCAGCAUGGCCUUGAUAAGAAAGGAAAUGAAAUCCGAGAGAUAAUCUUCGACACAGGCUUUAGUGAGAGUGGCGAAUGGCACAUUCGUCACAAGGUUUCUAGGAAGAAUGUGCGAGAGGACCUGUAUGAGGACAUCACCUUCUACCUGAUCAUCGAGAGGAAGCCCAUGUAUUACGUGUUUAACAUCGUCCUGCCCUGUAUCCUCAUCACCAUCAUUGCCAUCUUUAACUUCUACUUGCCACCUGAUGCAGGGGAGAAGAUGGGCCUUUCCAUCAACGUACUGCUGACUUUAACUGUUUUCCUGCUUCUGCUGGCCAACAAAGUCCCAGAAACAUCACUGGGUGUUCCCAUUAUCGUCAACUACCUGAUGUUCACCAUGGUCCUGGUCACCUUUUCUGUCAUCCUCAGUGUUGUGGUACUAAACCUUCACCAUCGCUCCCCCAACACACACCAAAUGCCCCUUUGGGUGCGCAAGAUAUUUAUCCACAUGUUGCCUCCUUACCUGGGCAUGCUGCGACCUAAAGUGGAGACCCCUCUGUUUCUUGAGAAACCUGCCAAAAAGGAGAACAUCCAAGCCAUCAGCAGAGUGGCCGAUGAGUACUUCAUCCGCAAGCCCAAUAACACCAACUUCCUCUUCCCCAAACCCCACAGGUACCAGCCUGACGGUCAAUGCACCGACCUGAGGAAGUUCAUUGACGGCCCCAGUCAUUACCUCUCCCUUCCUCCAGAUCUCAAGUCAGCCGUAGAGGCCAUCACUUACAUCGCAGAGCAGCUGCAGGCGGAGAAAGAUUACGAGGCUUUAAAGGAGGACUGGCAGUAUGUUGCCAUGGUGGUUGAUCGACUCUUCCUCUGGAUCUUUGUGAUUUUUACCACCCUUGGGACACUGGGCAUUUUUGCUGAUGCCAGCUUCAAUGCCACACCUACUGACCCCUUUCCCUAAAUCUUAUGGUUGUUCUCUCUAGCCUUGAACUUUUCACCUCUAAAACAGUGGCAUGAGAUGUGUUAGACACUGCUGCGUGUUCAGUACACAUUUAUGGUGUUGUAAUGAAACAGAAAGAGCACUGCAAUUCAUUCACGCAAUAUUUCUGUAGUUAAAGCAGUCGUAAAAGCAUAAAAACAGUUAUACUGUCGCUGAGUUAAGUGGGAUUUGUUAUAAUCACAUAUAUAUAUAUCUAAUCCAAGAAUCCAAAUAGAUAUUUCUUGAACACCAGAUCAUAUACCAAGAUAUUAAAAUAAUUUCUGAAGUAUUAUAUGGCACUGAAGAAUGGAGUAAUGGCUUUGUCUUCACAGGAACAAAUUACAUUGAAAAAAAAAAGUAUUUUAAUUGUAAUGAUAUUUCUCAAUAUUACUGUUUGUGCUGUAUUAUUUUUUUAAUCAAAUAAAUGCAGCCUUAGUGAGUAUAAGUGACUUCUUCCAAAAUCUAUACUGAACCCAAACUUUUAAAUGGUAGUGUAUUUGCAUCUAUGCAUAAUGUGUAAGAAACGGUUUAGAAUCCCAGUGUGAUGUGUGCUCUUAAAUGUGUGAAUGCUGUUCUAGUUAUUAUCUAGUCAAUAUUUUUUAAGAAACUUCUAUGUGAUUGAUAAGAGGGGGAAAAAUUUUUUUUUUUGUUUUUUUUUUGUUACAUGAGCAGUUUCCCGCACCUUUUACACAUUGUAUAUGAAUAUCCUCUACCAUGUGCUUGUCUGUGUAUGCAAAUAAAGUGUAGCCCAAUAUAUAGUUAGUA
This is a messenger RNA of Carassius gibelio (silver crucian carp), 2378 nucleotides long. Its product is annotated as acetylcholine receptor subunit beta-like. The coding region runs from base 117 to 1595 and encodes 492 amino acids. Gene Ontology annotation, cellular component: synapse; postsynaptic membrane; neuron projection. Gene Ontology annotation, biological process: nervous system process; regulation of membrane potential; chemical synaptic transmission. Gene Ontology annotation, molecular function: acetylcholine-gated monoatomic cation-selective channel activity; transmembrane signaling receptor activity. Lineage: Eukaryota; Metazoa; Chordata; Actinopteri; Cypriniformes; Cyprinidae. The record is from RefSeq and is a predicted model, not a curated record. The transcript has 11 exons.